Leishmania mexicana MHOM/GT/2001/U1103 is the source of this 582-nucleotide messenger RNA. Its product is annotated as putative amastin-like protein. The coding region runs from base 1 to 582 and encodes 193 amino acids. The record is from RefSeq and is a predicted model, not a curated record. The transcript has a single exon. NCBI's taxonomy places the organism in Eukaryota, Euglenozoa, Kinetoplastea, Trypanosomatida, Trypanosomatidae.
AUGGCGUGCAACAUCAGCAUGACUCUCUACGUGAUCUCCCAGUUCCUCGCGUUUCUCUUUGUGCUGGUGGCUACGCCGAUCGACAUGUUUUACGUGAAGGAACUCGGGAGAUUUAGCAACGCACAGUGCCUGACAUUGUGGGGCGGAAAGGAGCAGUGCUACAGCUCAACGUACGACGUGUCGUAUGAUGAGUUGUGGGAGAACUGCCCUCACCGCCGCCUGCAGUUCCGGGUUGCUGCGACGCUCGCAGUCAUUUCCAUUUUCGUGUACGGCUUGGCUUUCAUCCUCGGCUUCAUUACGUUAUGCUGCUGCAUUUGCCUCCGCUGGGUUUGCCUGAUGCUCAACAUCAUUGGCAUCGGCACCGUGGGCGCGGUCUGGGCGCUCAUGGUGGUCAUCUACUACAAUGACGACGGCCUAUUUUGCCCGAGGGUGAGCAGCCGCUUCGAUUUUGGUGUCGGUUUUGCUCUCCUCGUGGUGGCCUGGUGCCUGAAUAUCAUCAACAUCCUGUUCCUGCUGCUAGAGUGCCAGGCUGAGGACGCAGGCAAUGAGGCACUCCGCGCCCAAGAUGCAAAGCAGCAGUAG